Messenger RNA from Solea solea (common sole), 1344 nucleotides. RefSeq names its product myc target 1b (gene myct1b). The coding region runs from base 280 to 837 and encodes 185 amino acids. NCBI's taxonomy places the organism in Eukaryota, Metazoa, Chordata, Actinopteri, Pleuronectiformes, Soleidae. Gene Ontology annotation, cellular component: nucleoplasm. The transcript has 2 exons. The record is from RefSeq and is a predicted model, not a curated record.
AUGGUGCCAAGAGGACAAUUGUUAAAACACCCUGAUACAUAGGAAAUGAUGCAAAAGGAAACAACCCUGUUUCCCAGUGUUAUGUCCCACACAGAUAAGCAAUGCAUUUGCUAAUUUUAAAGCCAGAGAGGGAAGGAAGCAUGACAGCAAAGUUUCCGCCACAGCAAACAUUAGAAGGGGGGGAAAAAAGUCAAGAAGCCUGUCUUGGAAAAAGCUCAGUGUUGGAUGUGACUGCUCGGAGUCAGGGUGGAAUCUUUCACACCGGCUUAUGGUGGAAUAAUGGCACACAAUGAAACACAUCCCUUUAUGGAAAUACUAAGUUCAGUUAAUCUCGGUGAUAUGAUUCUUGCCUUCUGUUUAUCAAUGCUAGUGGGCCUUCUGCUUGGCGCUCUGGUGUACGUCCUGUUGACCUGGGCGUCCAGGCGUCAAGCCACUGUCAUGAUCACGAGACGUUCCAAUAGGAAAACUCGCACCUCACAAUCAAACAACCCAACGAAUGGCCAGCUGGGCCUUUACAGAAGCACCUUUCUGAGUGUCUACAGGCAACCGUCUCUGGAGCCUGUGGGUCCACUGGGGAGCAAACCUGGAGCAGAGACCUCCACCUUCCGACCAGUCGCCAAGAGGAGCAGAGCCGGCCUGGAGAUGGCAGAGGACACCCAGGUGGACAUGCCUGAGGACACAGCGGCUUCCAUCUCAUCCGAUUCAGAAUCACUUGUGCCAAACAAGAGACACUCCUUCUGGUUGGGGGGCAAUGGACUGAAAGGAUUCCUCCCCUCUCACACUGGCCCUCCUGCGUACGACAGUGUCAUCCAUGCAUUUGAAGAGACUUGCACUUGAAACAAAAACACAACAAACACUGAAAAACAACAACAUUGUGGGAUUACAACAGACUCUGCGGCUGUGUUCUGAUCUGCAGAUUUCUCUGCAAACUGAAUUAUAAGCCAUUUCUGCCACAUCUCGGCAUGUGACUGAAUAGCAGAGUCAGCUGAGUAUUACAUAAUGGGGAUAUAGAUUAGAGUUGCAACUAACUUAUUGUACAAUUUGUAGAUUAUCAGUUAACCAGUUACCUUUCUCUAUGCAAUGUCACACAAUAUAACAAACAUAUUCAUCGCAGGGUCUAAAGUGAUGACCUGAAUAUUCAUAAAACACAAACAAGCAAAUAACAUAAUACUUUUGAGUUCUAAAAUACAAGCAUAUGCUUUCUUGUAGGAUGUCAUUGUUCUCCAGCUCAGAAACAAAGCACAUUUGACUGUAAUGGUGUAAAAAAAAAAUGGAGGGAAAAUGAAAACACUGUGUCCUACAUAUAAUUAUCUAAAAACACAAUAAAAUUGAAUGAUGAUUUAA